Messenger RNA from Neltuma alba, 3248 nucleotides. RefSeq names its product pentatricopeptide repeat-containing protein At3g53700, chloroplastic-like. Gene Ontology annotation, molecular function: protein binding. The record is from RefSeq and is a predicted model, not a curated record. The coding region runs from base 261 to 1436 and encodes 391 amino acids. NCBI's taxonomy places the organism in Eukaryota, Viridiplantae, Streptophyta, Magnoliopsida, Fabales, Fabaceae. The transcript is spliced from 5 exons.
GGUUACCUGUUUGUGUUGAAUAAAAUAAUGAAAGUUUAGUUCUUUGCGAACCCAGCCGGAAGACAGCAUAGGUCUCCCUUCUUCCCGUUCAUUCCUUCAUUGUUCAAGUUUAAAAUCGGCGGCGGCCAAUGGUCGGCAUUUUCUCCCCGUCUUUCUCUGGCUCUUUCUGUCUCAGGGCUUAUUGUGAAAAUUCCUCCUGCUUCUGCAUUUCAGGGAGUAUAAGGAGCAGCUGACCCUACUCAGCAAACAUUGCUGCUUUCAUGCCAGUGGUGAAUUCUGGUACGAUUACUUUAGUAAGUAAUUCAUAUCGAAUUUGCAGAAAUGGCAGUGCGUUUGUGAAUUUUUCUUCGCUUGGUGCUCUCAGGACAAUGGAUUUGACGGAUGUUAGUGAAGCCCAUGAUUGUAAUUAUAUAGAAUUGCAGCAUAUAAUGAAUAAUUAUGCUACCUCAGGCUACUUUGAAAAAGCUGUGGAGACACUGUGUUGCAUGAGAAAUACAGCUGGGAAGCCUACUGUUUAUGACUAUAAUGGUUUGAUUUAUUGCUAUUUGAGAUCCCAUAAUGCAUCAACAGACAAGCUAGAGCAGUUAUAUCUAGGAAUGAGACGGUUUGGUCCUGUUCCAAAUGCAUUAACCUUUAACACACUUAUUAAUGGGCUGCUGGGUCUCAAUAAGCUGAAAACUGCCUUUUUGAUUGCAAAAGAGAUGCAUAGUAGCGGGUUUGUCCCAUCAUUCAGCUUAUUGUCUGGAAUGCUGAAAAAACUGAUAUACUCAGGGCAUUUUAUUGAUUCCCUCAACGUUUUUGACUUCAUGGUGCAGUUGAAGUACUAUCCUACUCAGCACACUGUGGAUUCUUUGAUUUCUAUGCUUGGCAAGGCUGGGAUGAUCCAAAAAGCAUAUUUUGUACUAUCUACCCUUCUGGAAGAGGGUUGCUUCUGUGGCACGCAUAAUUAUAAUAAAAUUCUGUGGGCUAUGUGCAAGUCUGGCCAGAGUUAUGCCGCUCUGCAACUUUUUCAUUUAAUGAAAAAGAAAGGUAUAGUCCCCACCGUCUGCUCUUAUACUGCUUUAGUAUAUGGAUUUUGUAAAGAAGGUUGGCAUGAAGAAGAUCUUCUACGCUGUCUAGAUGACAUGGAAGGUGAUGGUUGUAAUCCCAAUGUCAAAACAUACACUAUAAUCAUCAAAUUUCUAUGUGAUAAUGGGAAAAUUGAUCAGGCACUAGAAUACCUAGCCAAGAUGCAGAGUAGAGGAUGUGAACCAGACUUGACCACCUAUAAUGUAAUUCUCCGUGAACUUUGUCAUCAAGAUAGAGAGAAUGAUGUUGUGGGACUCCUUCAGGUGAUAAAUCAGAAAGGAUAUCUUCCUAGUCCACAUACAUGUGCUGCUUUGUCUGGAGGCCUGUUGAAAAUAGGCAAAUCAGGGUUGCUUUGGAGAUAUUACUAGAUGUGAUUUCAAAAGGCUAUGCUCUGGAUACUGCAGUUUUAAACAUAUUAUUCCACUGUCUAUGUCUCGAGGGAAGAUUGCAAGAAAUGAUAUCUUUGUUGAAAACGAUGAUGGAAAGUGGAUUUUCUCCAAAUAAUGUUUCAUAUAACACAAUUUUGAAGGGAUUCGCUCAAGAGAAUCUUGAGGAAGCUUUUAAACUCCUAGAUUGUUUUGAGUGGGUAACUAAUAAGCCAGAUUCAGUUUCCUUCAAUACAAUUUUGUGUGCUGCAUGUAAACAAGAAAACUCUUCAGUUAUUGAGAGAGUCUUGUCUCGCAUGGAGUGUGAAGGCAUUAAGCCAGACACUAUUGGUACAACUUGUUUAAUUCAGUAUUUCUGCAAAGUGGGGAGAUUCUCUGCAUGUCUGGAGCUUCUAGAAAUGAUGGUGCGUGAUGGUUGUUAUCCAACAAUUACUUUUAACGUGGUUCUGGACCAACUUUGCAAAAACGGGUUACUUAAGACUGCAUGCGACUUUUUCAGAUAUAUUCAUAACUCUUGUUUUCCGCCUGAUAUUAUUUCAUAUAACAUUCUUAUAGAUGCUUCAAUCAGAAAACACAAUAAGAUGCUUUUAAGCCAAUUAUUCAAAGGCAUGUAUAGGCAGCACCUGAAACCAGAUCGAUAUACUUAUGGAUCCAUGAUAAGUGGUUUCUGUAGGGAAGGAAAAAUAUCAGUUGCUCUGCAUAUAAGAAAGCGAAUGCUUGAGAAUGGGAUUAUUCCAGGCAUUGCAAUAUACAAUGCCAUACUAAAAGCAAUGUUCCAAAGAGGCAAGUUUUGGGAUAUUAUUGGGUUAUUAAAAAAUAUGGCCAUGGAAGGGUGUCAACCUGACUAUAUUACAUGUGAGAUUCUCAAACGAGCUACAUCAAAGGGCUGGUUGAAGAGAUAUCCUAAGCUUGCAAGAAUUCUGGAGCUCGUGAUAUGUGAUAAAUAAGAAAUAAAAUCACCAAUGACUGACAUUGGAGUUUUGCCACAUGUUAGCAAACUCUUGGUUUGGCAGGCUCAAAUUGGACACCUUCUGAUCUUGAUGACCAUAAUUUUGUGUGCCCUUCAGAACUUUCAGAGUUUUAGUCAGGUCAUUCAUGCAGCAGAGGCUGUUACGGGUCUGUUUACCUCUCCUGAUGCAAACACGCCAUUAUCUUUCAUGGUGAUGUUGAAUAUCUUUUCCCAGGAAGAGGAAUGAAGUGGCUUUGACUGACUGGGGGUUUCGAUAUUUAUAUACAAAACCUUUUAUUCCAACAAUGCUUCUUACACCACAAGAUUGAUUUCGCCGCAUGAAGGUUGAAGAGUUUUAGAUAUAUUGCUGGAUAAAAAUGUAAUGGGGAUGAAGUGUCUUGCACUCUAGCUGAAAGCUGUAGCUGUCACAAAUCGUGAUUGCCAAUGGAGUGAGUCAGCAGAAGUUGUUAAUAUGAUCAACGGAGUAAACUCUGCUAAAUAUAUGGAUGCUAACUUGGUGGAAAGAUAUCGGAUGUUUUCUUCUUUGGAUAGGAUGUUAUUUUGAAUCAUGUACAUAGGCGCAUAGGGAGAGGUAUGUUACCCUCAAUGGGGUAGUUACCCCCAACCGAAAUCCUGAAAAUAGUCGUACGUGAUAUUUUAUUCUUAGAAUCAUAGUUUUGAUUGAAAACCAGAUUGGAUUGGCUGAACUGGAAAUUGGUUCAGUGUCUGGUCUGGAGAUGGUAGAAAAUCAAAGGGCUUGAGAACCAGUCAAGAAUUGGCCAAACUGGUCUUGAACCGCUGGUUGAACUGAUCACUUUUUAUUUUUAUUUUUUCAAAUUUCAGUC